Messenger RNA from Spodoptera frugiperda (fall armyworm), 5827 nucleotides. RefSeq lists its product as uncharacterized. Bases 212 to 2656 code for a protein of 814 amino acids. Gene Ontology annotation, cellular component: transcription factor TFIIIB complex. Gene Ontology annotation, molecular function: TFIIIC-class transcription factor complex binding. Lineage: Eukaryota; Metazoa; Arthropoda; Insecta; Lepidoptera; Noctuidae. Gene Ontology annotation, biological process: RNA polymerase III preinitiation complex assembly. The record is from RefSeq and is a predicted model, not a curated record. The transcript is spliced from 10 exons.
CGACAUUGCUCCGUCUCUGUCGUUCAAUAUUUUGAUCGUGCAUGCAUGGUGCUUGUUAUGGCUCGUAAAUUAUAUAUUUUGUAGUUUUAUACAGCUGUAAACAAUUGUUACGUAUAAAAUAUUCAGAAAAGGACUUUAAGAUAAAUAGAUGUGUGAAAACGGAAUAGCUAUCGGUAUUUAUACAUUUGUUGAGUGAAUACUAAUUACCAAAAUGUCUACAAGACGAGCGAGAGUCAAAGCAGUUAUUUCUUUACCGCCCCGAAGAAAGAAUAAUGAAGCUACAGACAAAGCCAAGGAACUUGUAAAAGAAGCAGCUGAAAAGCCGAUUAAAAGUCCCAGAACGCCACGCGGUUCUAUUAAAAAUCAAGAUAGCAUUGACAGGCAAUCACCGAAGCCUGGAUCUCCAUUGAGAUCGCCGCGCUCUGUAAAUGUGUUGAGACAACAGGAACGAGUGCCUUCGCCUCUAGUUCAGGCUGAAGUAACAAAAGACGCAACUCUAACGCCUAAGAAGGCGGCAAAAGUGUCUGUGAUAACGAGUGUAAACAGUGGAAAAUCGAGUGUAUUUGUGUCACCAAAGAGAGUAGCGAGUCCGUUUAGAAAGCUUACUCCGUCUCCUCUGGUCCAUACCUCGGUUAGUGUACAAAGAGUAACUCCUUUGACCCCAGAGAAAGUUGCUAGGACAUAUAAACUAGAGGGGAGUAAAAUCGUGGAGAGUGACAGUGCCACCAGUAGAAGGAAAAGAGGUAGCAAGGAUGCUAGUUCCUCUAAUACUGCUUCCGAUGUUCCUGAUGACUACAAUGUCCCGAGUGUCCCUGAAAGUAUUACCGAAGACACAGUUAUGGAUGGAAUCGUGCCCCUUCAAGCAUUCUCCAGUGGUCCCAAACCGCUAGCACUCUUGAAGAAUGAGAUUAUAUCGGAAAAUGCUGAAGUCUUGUUUGACCCUAUCGUGCCAUUGCCAUCACCGAGCAAAGUACGGCAGAAACUUCGUCCCGUGCCCAGACUAGCGCCUUUGAGAAGAAAUAGUGUACAGGGUAGUGCAUCAGAAUCGGAAGAUGAGAGUCGUCGAGCGUUACUAAGCAGUGGUGGCACGACCACCCCGGCCCCACCGUCUCGUCAGCGCGACCGCAGUGACACGUCCACACCGCAACCAGUGCUACCUACACCCAACAAAGAAAUAAACCGCAUAAGACAAGAUUCAGUAUGUUCCUCCGUCAGCCAGCUGACGACUGCCACGCAGCCACCGACCGCCACUUCACCCAUCAAGGAGAAACAAGUAUCCAAAACCCGCCGCCUGGACAUGUCCCGCCGCAUGGCCGCGAUGCGCCGGCGCCGCGAGGCAGUCAAGAAGGACACGCUCACCAUGUACGACCUCAUCUUCUACAACCCCACCACCAACCCUAUCGUGCCAGACGAUGAUGAAUUAGAAGCGAAGAAACUGAAUGAGAAGGAGGAGGCGGCUCGCAAGGCCAAGCAGGUGGAGGAGAAAGAGGACGAGGAACCGGAGCAGGACGCCGCGCCCGUGCCACAGAUCAAACUGGGGCCUAACGGAGAGAUCAUGUUAGAUGAACAGAGUCUGGUAAUAAAACAAUCCCAGAAACGCAAAGUAUCACAGAACGUAGUCCACGAGGGUGCGUGGGCCACGGGCAGUAGUAGCGGGCGCUACCGCCGCACGCCGCGCACGGCCGACUGGAGCGACGCUGAGACUGUCCGCUUCUACCGAGCACUCGCCGCCAUGGGAACCGACUUUAUGCUCAUGGAGAGACUCUUUCCUGGUCGAACGAGACGAGAUUUGAAGCUUAAAUUCAAAAAAGAAGAACGCAUGAACAUGGCGCAAGUGGACAAGGCGCUCCGUACUACAGUGAAGUGGGACGCCAGUCGACUGGAGGACGAGUUUCAAGCAGAACGCAAGGAGGCCGAGUUGCGCGCCGCUAGAGACCGGGCCGAGCUCAACAAACGUACCAAGGAGAAUCAACAGCGACGCCGAGAGGCUCGCGACUUGAAGAUACGGAUGAAAGUUGGUGAAUUGGAUGAAGGUCACGGCACAAAAGCAUUAGAGUCAUCAAUAUUCCCGGAGACUACAGUCACUCUGACGGCAGAUGAAGUUAUACUCCGCCACCACGAGGCGAAAGAAAAAGGAAACGAAACAAAAGGUAAGAGAGGGCGGCCGAGACUGGACAGCCCCUCAAAGUACCCAAUCUCUCGAGAAUCUCCACGAGUCAACGUCACACCAUCACAACCGCACUCGGACAUGGCAACACUUACGAAAAUAGACCCUAAGUCUAUAGGCAGAACGCCCGAAAAGCAACCGACACCUUCACCGGUAGUGCCUUCAAAUAUAGAAAAUGGAUCCCUAGUCGUACUCACGGUCAAUGACCCGAAAUCUCCUGCUAAGAAAAUGUUACAAACGUACAUAGCGAGUGGAGGGGGCCGACUUACUCCAGUGGCUUUACCGCCUUCCUUACUUAGCUCUGUGGUCACAUUUAUGAAAAAGGGAGGGACCCCUAAAAGUAUGUCAGCGGCUUCCUCUCCUCACCUGACCUCUCCUAGCAGUGUCACAAGUCAGGACAGUCGGCCCUCCUCCACUCCAGGAGUCAUUGUGAACGCCAGCCCGGCGAAGCGACAGCGACACAGUUCAUACACUAUAACGCAGCUUUAAGACAUGUGUACAGUACCUGAUGAUAGAAUUAUUAUUGUUAACGUGGGCACUUGGAACAAAUAUCUCGAAUCUCAUGGCAAAUAAGAAAGGACUGUCUCGAAUGUUGUAAAGGAUAUUCUCAAUAAACAGUUUUUCAGUAAAUUAUGUCACUAAAUCUAUAAUAUAAAAAUAAGUCGGAUUUUCCUUCCUGACGCUAUAACUCCAGAACGCACGAACCGAUUUCCACGGUUUUGCAUUCGUUAGAAAGGUUUAUAGCAAAGAAAAUUCGAAAAAACAAGGAAAAUCAUUGGAGACGAAACGGAGUUCUCCGGGUUUGCUAGUAUAUUAACAUAAAAAUGUGACAAGCCAAAACCACCGACAUGCCUAUAGCUUAUUGAGAAUCCCCGAUUAUCUUGAAACAUCAAAACGAAUGACAGAAACAGCGUUACAUUAAAAUAUAUCCAAUGCACCUCUGCUCAUGUUACGGCCAGUUUCAAUAUCCUAUGUAGCAGUAGAUUUGGCUCCAUUUAAAGUAUGUAAAAAUUCAAUUGCUAGUUACCAAAUCUACUGGACAGUACCCUUAAUACAAGUUUACUUUACGUUGAACAAAAACGAAACGAGAGCGCUUUCAGCUUUCUGAUUGGCCGGUGCAAAUAAAUCUACCAAUCGUUUCGAUUUCGUAAAACGUAAAGCAAAGUCAUACUAAGGGUACAGAUUAUUAAGACUGGUCGUUUUAAUCCAAUAUCAUCUGGUCUGGUACUGUAACUUACAAAACAUAUUUUAAUAUUAUUAUUACAUACCUAUAUUAUACCGCGAUUUGUUGUUAACGCCUAAAGCAAUAAAUAAUGUCCUACAAAUAUUUUAAAUAUUUAGUAUUUUCUAUAGUCUCUAGUAACUGCCUUCCGCGCUAAAUGCUGACUCGUAUCACAAAUGUUGUAAUUAGAUUAAAGACAUGUUUAAAAUGGAAAAGAGGUUGAAAUUUUAAAUACGGGACACAAUAUACGCAUACGUAUAAUUAUUAUUAGCUUUUUAAACGAAUUGCUAAUCAAAGUAAUAUUUUUCACAUACAGUCCACCAUGGUUCCUUCAGAAAAAUAUCGUGUGGUUUUGCCUUGCAAAAUUAGUGAUUAAUGCUCAUCAUACCUUAUCCGUGUGAGAAGAGGCCUAUGUUCAAUAGUGGGCGCUUAAAGGUUGAUGAAGUGAUGUGUGUACAUACCUUUAUCCCGUGGGGAAUCGAAAGAAAUCAUGUUUUUAUUAUGAAUAUAAAGUGACGAUAAAAGAGUAAAGAUUGGGCAUAUUAAUUAUGUAGCUAUCUAUAUAAAAAUCUUAAGUUCAGUAAGUGCCCCGUCUUUUAAAUUCCAACCUUUAUCUAUAUUUUACAAAGUUCACCUCUGGCGUUGAUCAAUAUAUUUCCACAGACUGUUUUAACCAUCGACUAAUAUCGAGAUGUCGAUAAUUUAUUCAUUAUCGAAUCGAUAAGAUCAAUCAGUAAUCGAAUAGGUGCAGAGUUGAUAAAAAUAUUGACAUGUACUUUUUCGACGAAAAUAUCAACAGAAUAUUUUUUAAAUGGUUAUGUAUUAUAUAAGACGUCCAAUGUUGUAUGUUUAUCAAAGCCAUGAGAAAUAGGGUAGCGUGCGUUUUAUUAAAGUAAUAAUAUUAAUAUGUAAUGUGAAUUACCUAGGUGUAGUGUAAAACAAGUCAACACUCUGCUAGGUAUAGUCCGUUCUCCUUUUUACGAAACCUAGAGGUACGUAGUUGUAUCCCAUCGAUAGGUAGUGAGUUUGAGAAUGAAGUGUAUAAUAAGAAAUUGUUUCUUAGUUCGAUUGUUUUAUGUACAUAUUGUUGAUGUAUUUAUGCUAACUUACCAUAUAGCGCUAGUGUAGCUUUAGGUUUGUUUGUCCAAUCACUGAGUCGGUCAAAAAAAUUAAUGCGCAAUGGUUUAAUAUCAGUCCCCAUUAAUAUGAGUGUGAUUUACGUAGAACGAAAAUGAAACGAGAGCUCGUGCGGAGAUCUGAUUGGCCGGUGCGAAUGAACCAACCAGUGCGCCGAAAACGCUCACGUUUCGUUUUUGUUCAACGUAACGCAAACUGACUAAGGGUACUGCUAAUUAUCUGUUACACCUGCGCUACAUUAGUGCUAUCUGGUGUGCGAACGGUAGACCUGAUCACAAAACUAUUGCAUGGCAUGUUUGAGCGUUUAUAAAUUAUACCGCCGAGUUCUAAUCGGCUAUAUUCGGUACCAGCUAAGUCUUGUAGAACCUUUAUACAAGACAAUAGCGGCUAGGUUUUUUAAAAACGGAAAACUAAUCUCACUAUGUAAUUUAAAUAAGUUAAUUUGUAUAUUUAGAAGUUUUAGAAAUAAGGGUGUUAAUUUAUUUUACCUGUUACAUGUAUUAUAGGUACCUUUUAUUUGGUUGACAGUUGACACAUUCCUCCAAUUUCCCUUCUUGAAGCUUUUGCAUUUGAACUGAAGAUGGCACUUUAUAUACGUACUUAGUUUAAAAUUGUAAACUUUAACAGUAACUGUCGAUUCCUUUUUGAAACUGAAGCAUCGGGUAACUCUUUACCUAUGCGACACAGGAACUUCCCAAAGCUGCUUAGUACGAAUUUGCUUUACGUUGAACGAAAACGAAACGGGAGAGUAUUCGGCGCUCUGAUUGGCCGGGCACUAACCAACCAAUCUGAGCGCUGAACACGCUCUCGUUUCGAUCUCGUUUAAACUCGUACUACGCUCUCUGGUAUCCCAAAAGCACAUCAGCUAAUAAAGAAUAAGUGGUUCCUAUUCUGGAAUUAAACUGAAUAUUCGGUUUUAAACUUCAGUCUUUAAAUAUUGUACUUAAAACAAAACUAAGUGCUAUCUUCAGUCUUUUUUACCUACCUUUUCCUCUCUUAAAUGGUAGUUUUAAUUAAAAAGUUCAAAAUAUAAAGAGAUUACUUAUACUGUAAAGGUGAAUUGUACGUAGAAGUAUGUAAUGUGAUACAUUUAAAUUGAACUUGUUAUCCGAUCUCAGAUGAUUUUUAUACAAGAUUAAAGCUUUUAACGCAUAUUUUGAUUGUAAUUGAUAUACACCAAUAAAAUCAACUUUGUGAAACUAAUACUAGUGUGAGCUACUUGUUAAUAUAUUGAAAUUGUUAAGAGUCUAGUAGUAUCUAGUUAUUUUAUUAUACCAAAUAAAAUAAUGAGUUCUUCCAAA